Messenger RNA from Sporisorium graminicola, 4221 nucleotides. RefSeq lists its product as uncharacterized. NCBI's taxonomy places the organism in Eukaryota, Fungi, Basidiomycota, Ustilaginomycetes, Ustilaginales, Ustilaginaceae. The record is from RefSeq and is a predicted model, not a curated record. The coding region runs from base 1 to 4221 and encodes 1406 amino acids. The transcript has a single exon. Gene Ontology annotation, molecular function: guanyl-nucleotide exchange factor activity.
AUGCCCCCUCGAAACCUGCCCAGAUCGCCUUUCGCAGGCAUUGGCGCCGGGAACAGCAUAGUAGCAAGCCUCGCACGCGAUCCGACCUCCCCCAAGCGCCUUUCUCAGCUCUCGGAGAAAAACACCACUCCUAGACGGCACGAUGGCCUUCCCAUCGAUGCAGCAUCCGGCAACACCUUUGCUGCCUUUACCCAUUCCAACUUUGUCAGCUCGGGAGUGAGCGACAGCCUGUCACGCGCAUUCUACUUUGAUGUCAUCCUCGAGCAGUCAGCUUCUACCACCGCUUCGUCAUUUUCUCUCUCGAAAGUCAAUGGUGCCGCCGCUUUCGAAGCAUGGCUGGGCGAUGCGGUCCACGACUAUGAUGCCGACCCGUCUGCUGCAACGGGAAUCUCGCAAGAUGCUGCGCCGGUCCCAAGGUCCUCGAGCGGAUCGAGCAUCACUGCUGUCUCAUCAUCGUCCACAAACUCCCCUCUUCCUUCCUCCAGCGCAAAGCCCUCCAACGUCGAUCCUGCCCGCCUUUUCAGCCGCGUUCAGGAGCUCAUCGACACCGAACGCAGCUACGUCAAACGCGUCGAUGUCCUCUACCAAAGGUACGCCAUCCCUCUUCGCACGCUUGCAAAGAACCGCGAAACCGCCAUCAUCCCUCUCUACGAAGCACAAAGGCUCUUUGGCAAUAUUGGCGAGAUCGCCGGCGCAAACCGUGCCUUCCUCAAUGACCUAGAGCGUCUCGCUGCUCAGGAUCAGGACUCCUUCCGCGCCGGCCUCGGCGACGUUCUCUACGACCACAUGUCGUGCUUUUCCUGCUAUACCGACUACUUUGCCAACUUUGAAAAGGCAAAGCACAUCGAACGCACUCUGGCCAAGCACCGCGCCUUUUGCGAGUUUACAGAUCGCACAAAGUAUUCUGUCUCCGACAUCGGCAAUACGGGUCUCAGAGAUCUCCUUAUGGAGCCCAUCCAGCGCAUUCCUCGCUACAAACUUCUCAUCGAUGCCAUCCUCAAACACGUCCCGCCUCGCGACCCGCUCCGCACGCGCCUCGAGCAAGUCAUCGCCAUCGUCAGUCGCAUCGCCAGCUGCGAAGCCGACGAAAAAACACGCCGGGCCGCCAUUCUCUGGAGCUUCAGCCGCAACGUCGACUCGUUCCCUCCCGAGCUCAUCAGCGCUCACCGCCGAUUCAUCGAUUGCAUCGACGUAGAUGACUUUCCCCUCGACGGCCAUGCAGCCUCAUCCGGCAUAGCAGCCUCCUUUUCUGGCCUCAAGCCCGUUCCUUGCUCGCUCUUCCUCUUUGACGAUCGCUUGGCUAUCGUGAAGCGCUCACAUGCAUCCACGAGCGGUCGCAAACUCGUCGGUCUUGACGACAUUGGUCGACUCACAUCGCAAAUGAAGACCGUCACUGAAAAGAGCACCAACACAUCUCUGCUUUCUCCUGCGAAAAAGUCCGAGCUUGCCUUCCGCGGCUCAAUCAGCCUUAUGGACAUUGACGUUCAGGAUCUGGGAGGAACCGAUCUACAGCUCACCUUGCUCCGUCAACCCAGCCACGUCACCGGGGACAAGUGGACCAACCGACCCGUGCGCCAGUAUGUCGCCGUCGACCCUUCCGCCUCGCCAUCCUUGACGCACGGCUCCCGCGCUCAGAUGGGCUCCGCCUCCCUGGACGCUGAUGUCUCGGCCAAACUUGAAAAGAUGCGCUUCCUCGAAAGCGUUUGGAAGGCAAAGGCCCUGUUCAAAGCAAGUCAAAGUCGCUGUGAAACACGUUGCACGGUCCUACCUGCCUCGCGCUCCCGAGUUGACUCCAGUGACGCUUUGCUCGGCGCUGCGCAACCAAGCUCAAGUCUUCGAGACGCGCGAAAAGUCAUUUACUUCCACUUGCAUUCCAAGAAGACCUACGCGGACGAGCUGCAUCGAUCUGCGGUGGCCAUCUAUGUCGACGGAGACGGCACAGGUCAACCAACAAGUCUGGGCAGCUCCGACUCGAUCCAUCCCCAUGCCAUUCUGGACAUCAGCCAGAUAGACGAGAUGGAGGAGGAGUUGGUGGCCCAGGUGCGAACCAAAGGUGCCCACGACGGUGGCCCAGUGCUCGGCGAACCGCAUCAGCUGUCAUCGGUAGACCUGGGGAACCACGUUACGCAGCUGUCUGACGAAGUCGAUAAGCGCUUCGGCAGUGCAGUUCGCAACUAUGCACUCAGCCAGCCUGGCACACCGUCUGGAUCUGGCUUUCGUCCGCGAACAAAGGCAGCGGCCGGUCUCGAGAAUUUCGGGCGCUCCUUGCUUUUCAGCGCAAGCGGUGCAGCAUCGAGCAUAUCCAGUGCGGGCAUUUCCAGCCUCGACGUCUUUGGUUCACCAGCGCGUCGCAGCAACAGCAAUGCCUCCAAGAGCACCUUCAGCAGCAACGCCGCUUCCAUCAGCAGUCGCGGUAUGACCAUGUCUACGGCAGGCACCAGCAUCAGCAGCCGUAGCGGAGCUUUGGAGGCUUUGACACGCGGCGGCGGUGGCCCAACCAACUCUCCGGGCUCGUUCAGGCGGUUUGGCCGGCGCAGGUCAUCGUCCGUUGGACCGCCUUCCAGCGCAGCCAGUCGAUGCGGUGCAGACAGCGCCGACGAGGAGGAAGAUCGACUGGCGCUUCGAGCCCGCGCUGUCACACCUGACCCGGUCUCGCUGCUGUCCACCUCUGCAGAUGCCUCUCAAUCGGCCUUCUCCGCGCGCAGGACGGGCACCGGUACGAUGGUCGGAGGCCGUGGCGUAGGCGCUCAUGUACGCGCCAGAACCGAGAGCGCCGCGCCCAGUACACCGAGCUGGUCCCCAUCCAAGGCGCAAGCGCCCUACCAGCAACGUCAAAGGAACGGAUCAGUUGAACUCUGCCGGACGCCGAGCUCCGCAGGUCGGAGACCGACGGGUCCCAGAGAACAACAGACGAGUCCCAGUCCUACACCGCGUUCUUCACGGAUAGAGCCUGCAUCGCCGUCCUGGCUCACUAGUGCUCCUACCACUCCUCUCAACAUUCGUCGAAAGCCGGCACCAAAAGCGGAUCCUAUGGAGAACGAUGGCGAGAAGGUUGAGAAGGGUAAGCGGCCUAUCUCCAGUAUGAGUUCGUAUGCAGCGGUUGAAUCGGAUCAGAGCAACGACGACAUGCCUCAGGUAGCCAGGAGGCGCGUAUCCGGUACAAAGCGGCCGCUGUCAUCGAGCGAUGGUGACGCUGCCGAGCCGGCUCGGGAGAGGUCACUCAGCAAGCGACCCUCUCUUGGACACGGCGAUAGCGCAGUCCCAUCUCGAGCGCCAGCCAUCUUGCCGCGUUCCGCCCCUCUAGCUCGACUUUCCGUCGAAGAGCCAGCAGAACGCCCAUCCAUCUCUGAAAGCGAAGAGUCGACAGAACAGGGCCACGGAAGUGUCAAUCCCUUCAAGAAGGCAGUAGCAGGUGCGCCAGCGAAAACACCCAUCGCGCCAGCACGGACGUCGUCCACUGCCUCCAAAUCGCUAGAGGCGCGGCGCAGGAACGAGGCCAUGGAGCAUGGCCUGCGUUUGGUCAAGGAAGAGAUGAACCUACUGCGAUGCGACGUCGAGAUCCUGCAGAGCAGUAUGGCUGCCAUGGACGCGGAUGUGCGCACUCCACGCAAGCGACGCGGCGGCGGCGAGGACUCGACAGCGGUGCUCAAGGAAGUCGAUCUCAACGCGACGGCUUCGAUCAGCGCCGAGGUGGACCACAUCCACUCGCGUGUCAAAAAGCUCGAGUUCCUGUUUGCGGACGUAGACGCCAAGUGGAUCUCGUCCAUCCGCAUGCACAACCGCAUCGUGCACGAUUUGAAUACGGCGACUGCCGCCCUUGCCGCCUCCUCCACCGCUGCUGCCGCACAAGCUUCGCAAUCGAACGCACCCACGCAAUCACCGGAGGCCGACGCAUCCCUGGUCAAAGAAAAGCAAAAGCUCGAACUGCAGCUCUCGGCACUCAAACGCAAAUGCGAACUCCUCACCACCCUCGAAGCCGACGGACGUCUGGAAAACACCGAGAUCCACAAGGCGUUCAACGAAGAGCUCGACAUGCUCUACGAGCACACGCAGACCCCCGAGGCCGACGAAUUGGCCUUCUUGCGCAACCAGCUCAAACGCACCAAGGCCGAUCAGCUUCAGUUGCAGGUCGAGAACAAGCGGCUCAAGCGCGACCUGUCGAUCGAACGGUCAAACAGUGACACGUAUCGAGACGCUUUGGUUCAGCAUGGAUUGAUGUAA